AUGGCAGAUGCCCUGGAUCCAGCAGGCGGCUCGGUGCCGCUGCUUGAUGAGGAGCGAAUCGAGUACAUCGAAGCUUCUCGCCAAGAAAUGGCGCUCAACUGCACCUUGACCGGCUUCCUCUUUGCCCUGCUCAUCGUCUUUGUCCUCUUCAGCACCACCAUCACCCGCAAGACUUUUCUCUUUUGGUGGCUCGUCGGAUGCGCCAUUGCGACCAUCAUCCAGGGCAUCCUGAUGGCUAUUGUGAGCAGUGCUGAAGGCAUUGUUCGCCAUCAACGACCUCCAAAGUGUGUUGCAGUGGCUAAUGUGAGAUAUUCCGACUUUGUUUCGUAGGAAGCAAAUGUUCUUUUCCUUGCCACUCAGUCGCAGGAGUCCUUGUCCCUCCAAAUGUGAGUGUGGGCCUCGCCGACAUUUCUCAGUGUGCUUGCUCUGAGAGCGAAACAUGGUCGGCUUCGAAUCGUCUACAGCUCGACCAUGAUCCUCACCGAUUGGCUACCGCUGUUCAUCGACGCGAGUCUCAUCGUGAGUCUUUGGCCUUUCAAACCCGGAAUCACGUCAUACGCGAUCAAAUUUGACGAUCCGAUCUCAUCGCUCCAGUUCAAAUUGCUUGCCUUCUACCCACGGUCGAGCGCCAGCAACAACAAGCGACUUGCCGUGGUGGCCUUUCCUGUCCUUGUCAAGAUCCCACGUCUCAUCUGCUUGAUGUACGUCGUCAUCACGUACUUUGCAAAACCCUCCAUCUUCAAGUCUUAUCUGUGAGUAGUCGGCAAAGGUGAAAAGUUCGCGUCAGAAUCUGACUCUUGAAGACACCUCCAUGCACUGCAGACUAGUCGUAGAGUGGAGUCUACAGCUCGCAGACAUCACCUACUGCUGCGCUUUCCUGAUAUGGAAGCUGUCCAACCUUCGAGCUGCCUUCCACCGUCAGCAUCCAAAUUCGACAAACACAGCCGGUCUUCGCAACACGUCUCGCGUCAGAUCUCAGUUGCAGUUCCUGAUCGAGUCAAUCUGCUGCGCAUUCAUGCUGCCAUGCCUCACAUGCGCUCUUCAGAUUGGUCUGUACUACACGCAUCCAGAAAGUUUCGGGCCCAUCGUCAAUUGUCACGUCUACCUCUCGUGCAUCGGUGCGCUGCUCGCCACCGUCUGGUCCUCGAUUCGCGAUCAGACGAGUCGUCGUACGCUCUUUCUCAACGGAUCGAGCAACGCCUCUUCGGAAAAGGGCAGCGGUGGAGGAGAUCCUCUGCGUUCGCCAGGUUACAGACGUCAAGCAGAAUCGCCAAGUAGAAGCGAGACGACUAGAACGUUGUUGGAUCAAAUCUUUUCCGAUCCCAUGCACGACAUUGAGACGCAGCAGACUGAACCCAUGGAAAUGCUCAUGACCAACCCGUCCGUCAAUGAAGAGGCCGCCAGCUCCACCAUGAAGCUAAGAAACGUCAGAAGGAACAGCGCUACGCCCAAUGGCGCCCCCACUCAGCUCCGCAAGGUCGAACCUUACGAAUCAUCAAAGACGCUCGCGCGAACCUCGAGAUCCAACUCGGUCGAGCGCAGCUCUAACGAGUAG
Ceraceosorus bombacis is the source of this 1555-nucleotide messenger RNA. The record is from the annotation of a GenBank genome assembly. Lineage: Eukaryota; Fungi; Basidiomycota; Exobasidiomycetes; Ceraceosorales; Ceraceosoraceae.